AUGGAUGCGGCACUGGGUCUGUUAGGGUUGGGCUUCCCCUGUGAAAUAUCUGUUGACCUUGACGACGCGUCUACGCGACGCUACGUCAACCAAAAUCAGUCUUCAUCAGGUGUGCAUGGCGGGGCAAAGCAGCCAAAUGACAAAGUUGAAGCACUGCCCUUGUACACCGAAGACGAGACAGUUGCCGGACGCGUCACCAUCUCGAUCAAGGAUGGCAAAGAACUUCAACAUCGCGGCGUGAAAGUUGAAUUCAUCGGUUCCAUCGAAAUGCUCUACGAUCGCGAGAAUUCUCAGGAGUUUACCUCCCUCGUUCGCCAUUUGGACGAUCCGGGCACUUUGACCAAGCAGUCUCAGUACGCAUUCCAGUUCACCAACGUCGAAAAGACCUUUGACACGUACUCGGGUAUCAAUGUACGCCUGCGGUACUUUUUGCGAGUCACUGUGCUUAGAGCUCAAUACACACCCGAUGUCGUUAAGGAAGUUGAUAUUUGCGUGCAGCACUGCGAUCAAGAUCCGAAUGCAAAUAGUCCUAUCCGCAUGGAGGUUGGCAUCGAGGACGCACUUCAUAUCGAGUUUGAAUACAACAAGAGCAAGUUUCAUCUCCGCGACGUCGUCAUAGGUAAGGUGUACUUCUUGCUUGUGAGAAUCAAUCUAAAACGCAUGGAAGUGGAAAUUCGCAAGCGGGAAUCUGCCGGGUCGGGCGCAAACGUCUACAACGAAACCGAUACUGUCAUGAAAUUCGAGGUCAUGGAUGGCGCUCCCGUGCGAGGGGAGAGUAUCCCCGUCCGCAUGUUUCUCUCGGCCUGCAAGGCCCUGACACCAACGUAUCGAUCUGUCAACCAAAAGUUCUCUGUCAAGUAUUACCUCAACCUAGUUCUUGUCGACGAGGACGAUAGACGGUACUUUAAGCAGCACGAAAUCUCUAUAUGGAGAGCAGAUUUUGAGACCCUGUAG
Messenger RNA from Chondrus crispus (carragheen), 954 nucleotides. RefSeq lists its product as hypothetical. Gene Ontology annotation, cellular component: endosome; retromer complex. Gene Ontology annotation, biological process: retrograde transport, endosome to Golgi; intracellular protein transport. The record is from RefSeq and is a predicted model, not a curated record. The coding region runs from base 1 to 954 and encodes 317 amino acids. NCBI's taxonomy places the organism in Eukaryota, Rhodophyta, Florideophyceae, Gigartinales, Gigartinaceae. The transcript has a single exon.